ACCUUGUUGACUUAUGAAGUGUCUAUCGGACGCACGGCCGAAGGGUGCCACAAUGGCGGGCGACCCAAUCGGCAUCGCUGGACAGGCUGCCGGUCGGCACAUUCAGGUCUGCUGCCGAUGGUCCGGCCGCGCCGACGGCGCAUCGGCACAAUCGGCCUCGUAGGAAAAGACUGACAGAAUUCUGGGCCGGAUCAGAAGGAAGACCUUGCCCGUUCGUAUCUGGGGACUGCCAUCUUUUGUGGAGUUGCCAGCGGUGGGAGUGUGGUCAAUAAAACCCAUGGACGGUCUCAUCCCAAAAGUGUGUCGAGUGCUGCUGGGAUUCUUCGACGCAUUGCAGCCACAACAAUUCCAUGCAUCUCAUACAGAGCGACCGGUACGGUCGCCCCUCUGAGGCGCAAGCGGCAGCAGAUGCAAUCCCGAUUCUUGUCGACAAUACAUACCACUUGUUUCAUUUGGCGACACCGCCUCACACGAUCCAUCAUCCUCCUCGGCUGAGGUCUUCAUGGUUUCGAUUGCGUUCGAAAGACCUCAAAUCAUGGAAGCGGGAUCAAAAACCGGUCCUUGUACCAGGUGAAUCGUCAACUGAUCCCGACAGUGAUGGGGUCUGGACAGGGUCUGCCAUUCUUGAUCCACACGGCAAUAUGCAGAUUUUCUAUACCGGGUACAAUCUCUCCGAAGGUGGAAGACAAGUCAUCCUCCGGGCUUCUGCUGGUGAUAGACACGGCAAUUCGUUCACAAAGACUGGGAAAUCGCCAAUACGAAUCGUGUCACCGGAGUCGAAUCGUGCCGCCUUUGAAGAUAUCGACUUCAGGGAUCCUUACGUGUUCUUCAACGAGGAAGAGUCGCGCUACUGGAUGCUGGUCGGCACUCGCUUGUCGUCCGGACCCAAAUGGACUCGAGGAUGUCUCGCACUGCUAACCUCAGCAGAUCUCCAAGAUUGGAGCUUGGAACCAAAGCCGUUGUAUGCGCCGAAUGACAUGUAUUGUCCUGAAUGUCCGGAACUGUUUAGGCUGCCGAAUGGGAAAUGGUAUCUCGUAUAUUCACGAUUUGCCGCACCAGAUUCGGGGACAGUGUACCGCAUGGCGGACAGCCCGUAUGGUCCAUUUCGAAAGCCCAAGGAUGGUUCCCAUGGCCGUCUUGACGGUCGAAGGUGGUAUGCGGCGAAGUCGUGCCCCAAGGCAUCAGAUCCAGCCAAGCGCAUAUACUUCGGGUGGGCUGGAGACUUCAACGAGAAGGACAAAAAGUGGCUAUGGGGAGGCGACAUGGCACUUCCGAGAGAGGUGUCAGCAAAUGAAGAUGGACACCUGCGCAUCGAUCCUGUGGAAGAGGCAAUCACCGCGUCAUUCGGGACUUCAACUGAGAAGAGGCAUUGCUUCUCGGAAUCAUGCAUAAGGAUAUCCAGUAUCGGUAGCGCCAGCACGGAAUUGAUUGAUGCGCCAAUAAAAGCCGAAACUUUGGAGUAUAUGCUGGAAUUUGGCAUCGGAUCCCAGGAUGCACAGUCUUUCGGCCUCCUCUUCCGCUCGGAUGCCGACAUGAGAGGCCACCGUCUCUCGUUCACGCCGCGUGGCAAUGGCACCGUUGACUUGACACUUCUGACCGACUUGCCACCUUUGGAUGAUUUCUGGGCGGAUCAGUAUCAACUAUAUAUUCCACGAAAUGUCGACGGACCAGAAAUUGUGCGGCAUUGUGGCUUGUCCGUGGAAGGAAAAAUCCGGCUCAUCGUUUUGGGAGAGCUCAUUCAAUUCUUCUGUGGUGGAAGGUCGAUAACUUUUCGAGUGCCCCUCCCACGUCCGACCGGACUUGUAAAUGGCGCUACAAAUGGGGCUGUGAAUGGCGCGGCAGACGGAACACAUGGCGGACAUGAUGACCAUGCUGUUCAGAGUAUCAAGGAGCUGGCUUUCUUCGUGGAGGACGGCGAGGUAGAAUUCAGAGAUGUCUGGCUGAGUUGGCCGUCCAUGCAAGGAAAUGGUCCUUGAGUGGCCUACCCCGGCACAAGUCUACCGCCCCCUAGCAUACCCAUCCCCGCUGUGUUGAGGUCCACGCCAGCUAGGAGAUCAAAGGUUUCCAAUUGCAGAUCGGCCAAGUCCCAGUCGCCGAAAUUGUUGAAAUCCAUAUCGGCGCUCGUAGAGAGCAUCGAAGGACGAAAUUCAGUGGUUUGAUCGAUGUUCACAGCCAGAGCGUGCUCAAGUCCUCGGAGGAUCGCACCCUCUAAGCGGUUGGCAGCAUAUCGCAUUGGCUCGCUGCUGUUACUCAUGGUUCUCAGUGUCCAGAUGUAAGAGUUGAGCGUGUCUUGCCAGAAAUCUCGUUCGUGCGUGGAUAGCGAGGUGACAAGCAUUAGCGUGGUGAAAGAUCCGAGAAGAGAGAACAGAUAUGGUGA
Exophiala viscosa is the source of this 2377-nucleotide messenger RNA. Its product is annotated as glycosyl hydrolase. Gene Ontology annotation, biological process: carbohydrate metabolic process. The transcript has a single exon. The coding region runs from base 351 to 1976 and encodes 541 amino acids. NCBI's taxonomy places the organism in Eukaryota, Fungi, Ascomycota, Eurotiomycetes, Chaetothyriales, Herpotrichiellaceae. Gene Ontology annotation, molecular function: hydrolase activity, hydrolyzing O-glycosyl compounds. The record is from RefSeq and is a predicted model, not a curated record.